This is a messenger RNA of Linderina pennispora, 1314 nucleotides long. RefSeq lists its product as uncharacterized. Lineage: Eukaryota; Fungi; Kickxellomycota; Kickxellomycetes; Kickxellales; Kickxellaceae. Bases 1 to 1314 code for a protein of 437 amino acids. Gene Ontology annotation, biological process: regulation of gene expression. The record is from RefSeq and is a predicted model, not a curated record. Gene Ontology annotation, cellular component: nucleus. The transcript is spliced from 5 exons.
AUGUCAAAGACCUCGAGGAGCAAAGGCGCAGCGGCGUCAAACGAUGGCAGCGAAGAGAAGCACCACAAAUACAGAUGCCGUGAUUUGAAGCGGCAGCUCGAAGAGCUUGAAGAGUACAACGAGAUGCUUGCUGUCAAGCUGUAUCGCUCACAGAAGCGCCUGCGCCGGAUGAAGAUCGAGAGAAAUUUGCUGCUCGAGCGGCUUGAUCGCACUCGCCGCUACACCGACUCGGCCUCUGACUCGGACGUGCCCCUGAAGGACUCGUUUGUUCGUGCCCACAUCUCCGACAACGAUGCCCCCGAGCCGCAACCACGUACUGCUGCCGCCGGACGGUCGCGCCGGCGUCAAAACCCCGCAAGCGGUGUCGGUACCCCGCAGCAGCAGACUCCCUCACACUCGUCGUCGGUUGAUCCCUCGACAACCACCCGCAAGUCGGGCUCAAAUAAGGAUCCGAAUGCCCCGAAGCGCCCGGCCAAUGCCUUUGUUUUGUUCUGCCAGGCUGAGCGGCCCGGCGUCAAGAACUCGAGCGUCGAGAUGAGCUCGGGCGAGCUGACCCGGGUGAUGAGCCUCAGAUGGAAGAACAUGUCCGAGGAUGAGCGGAAGCCGUACUUUGAGAUCUACGAUCGUGAGAAACUGAGGUACGAGAAGGAGAUGUCGUCGUAUAUUGGUGGCUCGACCAACAACGCCGUGUCGUCGGCCGCGUCGGCGACGUCCACCGCUGUGCCCUCCGCCGCAGCUGGAGAUAUUGCCGACCAGGCAUCUACCCACGGUGAUACUGAGGCUGACGUUGAGGCACCGCCUCUAGACGCCAACACAUCCACAGCUGCCCCAUCUAUCGAUGGUGUAGACCUGUCAGCAAAGAGCGUGGUAGAGGACUCCAAGCCUACAGCGGGCGAUGACAACCAGACCCAUAGCAACGGAAAGGAUGCUGAGGCGCAGCAGCAGGAGCAACAGGGAGAGCAGCAGCCAUCGCCACCCCCUGUGGCCAACGGAUCAUCAGCCAGCACGGCCAUUGUCGGUGCCAUUGAUAGUGCUGCCGCGGUAACAACCGAAACGGUGGAAGCAGCUGAAACAGCUGAGGGCAGUAAUAUUGCUCAAGAGGCUCCGGUUCCGGAAUCUACGUCAGACACGGGGAAUGAGCCGCCUCCACUUGCUACUGCACCGACUACUGCAGACGACGGAACUCCAAAAUAUCCGGCCGAUAACCAAAUUCACGAGCCACCACAUGUAAGCAACGUUAACAAAAUACUGGCUAACGAUAUGCCACCAGCCGAGCUAUCGGCUUCGCAACAGAACGGGGUUGCAGACCAAUGA